Rotaria sp. Silwood1 is the source of this 741-nucleotide messenger RNA. The record is from the annotation of a GenBank genome assembly. NCBI's taxonomy places the organism in Eukaryota, Metazoa, Rotifera, Eurotatoria, Philodinida, Philodinidae.
AUGGAAUAUUCAUGCACUGGAUUAAAUAAUUUACCUGAUGAAAUUCUUAUGAUUAUUUUUCAAAAAUUGAAUAAUAUUGACGUACUUUAUUCUUUCUAUGGUAUCAAUCAGCGACUAAAUAAAAUAAUUCAUGAUCGAAUUUUUACAAGUCAUUUGACUUUUGUCAAAUGGUUAUCAGAUAAUUUUAUCGAUCUAUUUUCUUCUAAUAUAAUGCUUAAUCGAUUUUGUUUACAAAUUUUACCUUCGAUUCAUGAUAAAAUUCAAUGGCUUGAUCUUGAUUCAUCAUCUAUAAAACACGUAAAACGUGUUGCCAAUUAUCCUAACUUAGAUAGUCUUGGUCUUUAUAAUAUUGAUGAAGAGUCAGCUCAAUGUCUUUUUACUGAAGGAUUAUCUUUGGCUAAUCGUAAACCACAAAACGGAAAACAAUCUUAUAAAUCAAACAGUGAUAAUCGAAAUUUAUCACUUAUUGAAUAUUUUUUUCUUAAUGAACUUUAUAUUAGCAAUGUUCAUUAUGAUUAUAUAGAAAAAUUUCUUUUUGAUACCAAAACGUAUUUGCAAAAUAAUGUUAUUCUUUAUGUCGAUUAUGAAUCUUUACAACGAGUAACACAUAAUUUUGCAAGAGAUGCUACUCCAACUAAUUCUGCCAAAAUAAGUAAAUUACAUUUAUGCGGUCAAGGAAAACGUUCCAAUUCUUUAGAGGAAUAUUUUCCUUAUUCAAAACUAUCUUAUCCAUUAUAUUGA